GAGUCUGUGUUUGGCUGCUGCGUCCAGUUUGCGCAAUUCAGAGAAGAGCAGCUUGUUCAGUGGCCCCGAUCCAUUCGUGGUUCGGUCCACGGUGUCAUCGUGCAUCAGUAUGGGAACCCCAUCAGCCGUGAACUCCAGGUCCAGCUCCACACCCAUGGCUCCAUUCUCACUCGCCUUUCAUUGAGAAAUGAGAGUCAUCGUAAGAGGAAGAAACCAGUGCUUGGGAUGAUGUCCGCACGGUUAAUCCGCGUUUCCCGUUUUCCUCUCUAUGGGUGUCAUCGUGCGGAACAGUAUUUGGGUCAACGGAUGCCCAUCACAGUCACACACCCUGUACUGAUCCAACCCGCGUCCUUCUCCUCUGACCUCGCCUCCAGGAAGUACAGUCCAAUUUACACUUUUCCGGCUAUCAAAGGCCUGCGGGCGCUCUCUGGACUCAAGCUGAUGCAGACGGGCAUCACUGUGAUCUUACUGCCGGCGGUGUAUUACCUCUACCUGCAGGGACAGGCGUCAGGACUGCUGCUGGGUUACUCCACAGGCAUCGCCGUGUUUGCCGGCGUCAUGCUGUACUCCAUAAGCCACUACGUCAGACGAGUGGUGGGCAUGAUGUAUCUGGACUCAACGCAGACCGUCUUAAAGGUGUCGCACCUGACCUUCUGGGGUCACAGACGGGACAUGUACGUGCCCGUGUCAGAUAUCAUGACUCUGGGAGAGUCUGGGGACGCCAAAGGAGAGCCCAUCCUGCGUUUGAAGCGCUACGGUUGUUCUGAUACCAUGUACUUCUCCACCAGACUGGGACGAGUGGUGGACAGAAGGGCUUUUGAGAAGGUUUUUGGGAGUUUGUCGUGAAUUUACUUCCUCUUGUUGUUGGUUUUUCUCAUGUCAUGGACCGUUAGAUACGGUCUUGUAAUUUAAGUGAUGAAUAAAGAUGUUAUGUUAAAAUUU
Carassius carassius (crucian carp) is the source of this 942-nucleotide messenger RNA. RefSeq names its product transmembrane protein 186 (gene tmem186). NCBI's taxonomy places the organism in Eukaryota, Metazoa, Chordata, Actinopteri, Cypriniformes, Cyprinidae. The coding region runs from base 226 to 846 and encodes 206 amino acids. Gene Ontology annotation, cellular component: mitochondrion. The record is from RefSeq and is a predicted model, not a curated record. The transcript has 2 exons.